AUGUCAACAACAGAGAACACAACAACAGUUAUAGUCCAUGAAGCUAUAAAUGAAGAAUAUGAGUACAUACAGUUUAACAAACAACUCCGUCUCAUUCGUUCGGUCAAAGACGAUAUGUACCAAAUGCAAAGUAUUUUGAAUGCUCUUCGUUCUACAAAGCAAGCAUAUCAUUGGUUUGAAAACCAACAGACAAAAGAACUUUUAGAAGAAUUUCCUCAUAUGAUUGCUUCCCUCGGAAAACCGAGAGAAGAGAUUCCGUACGAAAAUCGCAAGAAUUUGGCUCCUGGUUUGAAAGGAUAUUAUGUUCAUAGACUUUUAGUAAAUGCUGUAGCAAUGUGGGCUUCACCUCUUCACCUAAAUUAUAUUUUUAUUGAAUUCAGCAACAAAUUUCAUGAAUUUCCUUAA
This is a messenger RNA of Trichomonas vaginalis G3, 405 nucleotides long. Its product is annotated as KilA, N-terminal/APSES-type HTH, DNA-binding family. The transcript has a single exon. Bases 1 to 405 code for a protein of 134 amino acids. The record is from RefSeq and is a predicted model, not a curated record. NCBI's taxonomy places the organism in Eukaryota, Parabasalia, Trichomonadida, Trichomonadidae.